Molecule: messenger RNA, 2136 nt
Organism: Arabidopsis thaliana (thale cress)
Lineage: Eukaryota; Viridiplantae; Streptophyta; Magnoliopsida; Brassicales; Brassicaceae
Gene: BSK9
Product: kinase with tetratricopeptide repeat domain-containing protein
Exons: 9
Coding region: 713-1849 (378 amino acids)
Biological process (GO): brassinosteroid mediated signaling pathway
Cellular component (GO): plasma membrane
Molecular function (GO): protein serine/threonine kinase activity; protein kinase activity; protein serine kinase activity
Source: RefSeq, marked reviewed
AAAAAAGAAAAAAAUAAUAAUUUAUUUUCUCCCUGCAGGCGGGAGUUUUUAACCAAGCACUUGAAAAGUUUUUCUCCACCGGAGAAACUACUGUCGCCGGCGAUGGGCUGCAUUUGUUUCAAACGUUGGCGUCGAUCGUCUUCUCCGUCGAUAACAUCCACCAUCACCGUCAUCGACGAUCUAGAUAAUAAAGAAGAAGAUGAAGGAAGUACUUGUCCUAAUUUCCUGGAGUUCAGCUUGGAACAGUUGAGAGUCGCAACUGACGGAUUCUCCGCCGACAACAUCGUGUCGGAGCACAACGAGAGGGUUCCUAACAUCGUCUACAAAGGCCAGCUCAACGACGGAAGAAAGAUCGCCGUCAAGCGGUUUCAACGGCUUUCAUGGCCUGAUUCUUUAGAAUUCAUCGUUCGUGUCCUUUACCCAUCAAUACUUAUUGAUUCUUCUCUGUUUGGUUUUGUAUAAGAUUUGACUAGUGAUCGCUUAUUCAUCUGAUUUGACUUUAUUGGUUACUAACUCCGUGAUACUUCUCUUGAAUGUUGCAAUGUUCUGGAUUCUGAUUUGUUGCAGAGGAGGCAAAUUUCAAGUCUGUUUGACUUAGUAAAGAUUCAAUUCGGUUCUAUGCUUGAUCUGUUGCAGAGGAAAAUUUCUUGAAUAUGGCAUAUUUGUUAUUCAGGAGGAAGCACAAGCUGUAGGGAGAUGUAGGAGUGAGCAUAUGGCCAAUUUGAUCGGUUGUUGCUCAGAAGGUCACGAGAGGUUGCUUGUUGCUGAGUACAUGCCUAAUGAAACACUUGCUAAGCAUCUCUUUCACUGGGAGAAAAGACCAAUGAAGUGGGAAAUGAGGUUGAGAGUUGCGUUACAUACUGCAACAGCCUUGGAGUACUGUAAUGAUUGGGGAAUAGAUUUGUAUCACGAUCUUAACACCUACAGAAUAUUGUUUGACAAGGUUGGGAAUCCUAGGCUGUCUUGUUUUGGUCUCAUGAAGUGUAGCCGAGAGGGAAAGAGCUAUAGUACCAACUUGGCAUUUGCUCCUCCUGAAUAUUUACGUCUAGGUACUGUGAUACCGGAGAGUGUCACAUUUAGCUUCGGAACCUUGUUACUGGAUCUUAUGAGCGGCAGACAUAUUCCACCAAACCAUGCACUUGAUCUGUUCCGUGGUAAAAACUAUUUGGUGCUAAUGGAUUCAGCUCUGGAUGGUCAAUUCUCUGAUGAGGAUAGAACAGAACUUAUCCAUCUAGCUUCCCGCUGUUUGCGCCCUGAACCAGACGAGAGGCCAAGCAUAAAGUUUCUUAUGUCAGCUCUUUCAAGACUUGAGAAAAGAGCUGAGUUAUGGCCCAACGUCAAAGAAGAAAACAUCCCUACUCCAUCAUACACUGAACCUGCAACAAAGGAGCCAUUGCCCUUGACCCCUUUCGGAGAAGCAUGCUGGAGAGUGGAUCUAAGUGGUAUGCACGAACUACUCGAGAAACUCGGGUAUGGAGAGGAUGAUGUGGUGGUCACAAAUGAGUUCUCAUUCCAAAUGUGGACGGGUCAAAUGCAAGAGAAUAUGGAUUACAAGAAGCACGGAGAUGCCGCAUUUCGUGCUAAAGAUUUUGAAACCGCAAUCGAAUUCUACACAGAGUUCAUGAGUGGAGCACCAGUGGUAUCACCAACAGUAUUAGCCAGACGGUGUCUAUGUUACCUAAUGAGUGAUAUGUUCCGCGAGGCUCUAAGUGAUGCGAUGCAAACUCAGGUCGCAUCGCCAGAGUUUUCGAUCGCUCUCUACUUACAAGCAGCUUGUCUUUUAAAGCUUGGGAUGGAGGCUGAAGCUAAAGAAGCUCUUAGACAUGGCUCUUCUCUCGAAGCUUUUUAGAGUUACUACGACGACAACAAAAAAGCCAGAUUUGUACAGCUUCUUUCUCUGCAUAAGUAUGUAGAAAUGUGAAUAUACACAUAGCACAUAUACAUGUUUGCUUCUUUGACUUGGUUUGAGAGAAUCUUGGUGAACCAUCAGUUUUUUGUGUGCUAAAACCGGAUUUUCUUGCCGUUUUCCCUUGAUCUUAACUGGAUUGUGGUUUUUGUUACUACACAUUCACACUAAUUAGUAGUGUUAUGACAUUGAUCAUCAUCGUCAGAUUGUUGUCAAGGCAUGUUGCAAAG